CCUUACAAUGAAAUUUAGCAAGACCCGGUUUCUGUAUUGGCUUACAGCUGCUUGUAUUCAGUAUUAGCUUUGUUGUGUACACGUAUAAAGCGUAUAGAAUGGAGUGGAGACGCAAUGCCAUUAGCGUGAAUACGGGUUUUAGAGCUUGCUGGCUAAUGGCAGUCUACAUGUAUAUCCUGUUGGAGAUCGAAGUUGUGAAAGGUCAAGUUGUCAGUCUAAGUGCUGCUGGUACAGGACAAACAACAACAGCAUUCACAGUGACAUUUGGUGAUGGACAACCUACAGCCGAUGUUACCAGUUACUUACCUGUAUGUAUUGUGGGCAGUGGAUCAGGACCAUUCAUUCGACUAGAGAAGACUGAUGGUAGUCUAGUGUUGGCUGAGACAGGUGCCUUCACAGUAUUUGGAAGAGCACCAGUGAACAGCACUGAACAUCCUAUACUGGACACGUCAUACACUGGACUGUACCAUUGCAGAACAGUGGAUCGCAACUCUUCACAAACAUAUCAACUCAACAUUGUAGCUCAACAAGUUCAGUCUGGAAUAUCACCUACAUCACUGACAUUGCCCUACUCUGGUGUUUCGUACACCAUACCAUGCAGGUCAAGUGGAAACUUUCCUCUCAACGCAUCUUGGAGCUUAACAUUGUCUCUGGACUCACAGAAGAUAAAGACGGUGACAUAUACGAAUAUGGUGGAUUCUAUGGUCAGCUUCCGGCGGAAUGAUUCCCAGAUUGUGUUUACGGAAAGUGAUACAUCAGGUGUUACCUUCAAUGUCAUCUGUACGACAUUGUAUACUACAAACUUUGAUUGUAUUGGACUGGGUUCAACUCCAUCACGGCCACAAAGUGUGAUUGACAGAUGUGUGAAUGCCGCCCAGGCAAUAUCUACCACAGUCUCUGUCACUAUUCAAGCGAAAUGUCCUACUAUUAAUGACUCCAAGUUCAAUUACAAACCAGUUGCCAGUUUCAACACACUACCAGGUACCACAGUGUCCAUCGAAUGCAUAACAGGUUUUUUGUCUAACAAAAGUAUGGAAAUAACCCAGUCUACAUGCCAGGGCAAUGGAAGGUGGCAACCAAGUCAACCUUUAUGUGAAAGGUGCAUCGUGGAAUGCAAUGACACUAAUGUGGUGGAUUGUAAUCAUGUAGUGGGAAUGGCAGCGGUCAACUGUAUUUGUGGACAAAACCUCCAAUGGACCAUGGGCAAAUGUCAACCAACACAUUGUCCAGAAUUAAACUCGACAACAGUGAUGAAUAUACCCAGGAGUACUACAGGCAGUGGCAUUACCGUGUCUUGUACGCUUGGCUUCGAUACUAUCUCAAUGCCGUCUUCAGUGACUUGCCAAGCUGAUGGAACAUGGACUACACUACCUAUUUGCCAAGUUAUUCCUAUGGAUCCAGCCACUACUACCGUCAAUUCAACACCUGGAUUAACAACAGGAUCAACACGUGAAUCCUGCACGACAACUAGCGCGGAAAAUCAAACUCAGACGUCAUACACACUUGGCACUGUGAUCGGCGGUGUUGUUGGCGGAAUGUUCUUUGGGAUGAUAGCAAUGAUGGUGGUGGCCAUAAUUGUCCACCGUAAGAUACAAGGCAAACCGGUCAAGACCGAAGAUCCAGGUCAGACACAAAAUGCAGCCUAUGAAGACGCUGACAUUGCGGAGAGUUCCCUCACUAAAAGUGAUGCUUAUGGUGUUUUAGAAUCCGCCCCGCAACCACAGUAUGAAUUUGUUUGCCCAUAGUAACUCACUGAUUUCGCGCAUUUUCAACAUUUUCUGUAGUUUGGCGUGCUUCUCUGUGUUCUUUGCCUGUUGUUUUGCCUCAGCACAAUUCAUCUCAGUAUACAUUCUUGCAUUUGUACCCCGUCGCAACGAUUUUCUCAAUCAGUUUUUUUGCAAUUCCUCAGUUUGUAUUUUAGUUUUUGAUAGUUUUAUUCCAAGCAAAACAUGGCUGGGGUAGCAAAUGACCACUUUGCGUGGCGAUUGCAGGGUGUUUAUAACCACAACGUACUCUCCACCGCCUCCUUUAUUCUCAUUCUAUCUUUGUGUUAUGUUCCUCUGGGAGCGUGCUCCCAACGAAUUCAGGGAUUGACUUUCAACCGUGGCUUUUUUCCUUGUUGCUCAAACGCGUUAUUUUCAAAUCUAUGCCUUUCACUCACGUUGUCCUCAGCGGGGCACACAACUCAUCCACAGCUAACGUUACCCCCAAACAAAAUUUGCCAUUAAUCGCGUUAGCACUUUUCCAGUGUCAUUAGCGGUGCUUAAAAUGUAGAUUGUUUUCCAUUCAGAAACUUGUACUAUUGUUUCUUCUUUUCCAAUAUUCUCUGUUCUACUUCAUAUGCAUACACACACUUCACCUCGUCCUUUCCUCUCAAUUUUUAUCCCGCAAUUAUUUCUCACUUUUCUUGUAUAAAACUGGUUCAUAUUUCUAUCCCUUUUUCCAGAUGUGUUUUCCAAGUACCCGUAAAAAAGAAUAUGAUUGAUGCAUAGGGCUUUUGGGAUUGGAAUAAACAGAACCAGCUGAAGCGUCA
This is a messenger RNA of Sycon ciliatum, 2533 nucleotides long. Its product is annotated as mucin-5AC-like. The transcript is spliced from 10 exons. The record is from RefSeq and is a predicted model, not a curated record. Bases 99 to 1745 code for a protein of 548 amino acids. NCBI's taxonomy places the organism in Eukaryota, Metazoa, Porifera, Calcarea, Leucosolenida, Sycettidae.